This is a messenger RNA of Uranotaenia lowii, 2001 nucleotides long. It is a transcript of the gene Orc4, whose product is annotated as origin recognition complex subunit 4. Gene Ontology annotation, biological process: DNA replication; DNA replication initiation. The record is from RefSeq and is a predicted model, not a curated record. Gene Ontology annotation, molecular function: ATP hydrolysis activity; DNA replication origin binding; ATP binding. NCBI's taxonomy places the organism in Eukaryota, Metazoa, Arthropoda, Insecta, Diptera, Culicidae. The transcript is spliced from 4 exons. Bases 150 to 1529 code for a protein of 459 amino acids. Gene Ontology annotation, cellular component: nucleus; nuclear origin of replication recognition complex.
CAAGUUUUGAACUUUGGUUUUGGUUUUCGUACUUGUUGUUUACUCAGCCCACUUAAAGAAUUUAAUUUAAUUAAUGAAAGAUUGUUACCUUUUGGUCAGUUUUCAUGAUUUUGUAAUUAUUAAAGUGUUCUCAGUUUGCCGGAGUCAUUAUGCCUUCUGCAUCCGAUGAGCUGCUGAAAACGAGGCAGUUUCUAAAGACGCGCUUGCAGUACGAUGUGACGAACUUCCGAGGGUACGAGAAAGAGUGGCAACACAUCAGAGAUCUGCUCUUCCGGACAGCAGAAAACGGUGAAUCGAACAGUGCUUUGCUGCUUGGUUCUAGAGGAUGCGGAAAGACAACGCUCAUAACUUCCGUUCUGAGUGACCUGUUACCGGAGGAAUGUUUCCGCAAGAAUACCCUCAUAGUUUAUUUGAAUGGACUUCUGCACACCGACGAUCGUCUAGCACUGAAAUCUGCCACAGCCCAGAUGAAUCUAGAAAAUGCAGUAGACGGUAAAGUUUUUGGCUCUUUUGCCGAAAAUUUGGCUUUUCUGCUGGAAUGUCUAAAAGCCGGCGACAGGAAGAAGUCCAAAAGCGUUGUGUUCCUGUUGGAAGAAUUUGAUCUGUUCUGCUCCCAUCACAAUCAGACGUUGCUCUACAAUCUGUUUGACGUAGCUCAAUCCGCUCAGGCUCCGAUUUGUGUUUUGGGAAUCACUGCCCGACUGGAUGUAGUGGAACUACUGGAAAAGAGAGUGAAGUCUCGUUUUUCCCAUCGACAGAUUUUCCUAUUGCCCGAGGAUAACAAUUUUGAAGGGAGGAUUGAAUUGUUCAAAAGUUUACUGAAAUUGCCUUCAGAAAAAGAGGUUAAAGAACUGAUCAAGAGCAACAAGCCUUUGCCAGUAGAGUUUGUACAGAAUCAAGAAAUGCCUCUCCUCCGGCGGAAAAUGAAUUACGAAAACUGGUCUUUCUCCAGCAAAUGGGUCAUAAACUGGAACAAACAUAUCGACUCGCUAGCUAGUAAUACUAGAGUUUUGAGCGUAAUGCAAAACUUGUAUGACUACGAUAUCGUCGAAGGAACAUUAAAAAACUAUCUAUUUGAAGUAGUUUCGUUACUAGAUCCCUUAGAAAACCCCCAGAUAACCGUAGAAAACAUCCAGCAUCUCGGGCAACAAUUUGAAGGUGACGAUAAAGUUUUGCUUGUUUGUGGUCUCUCGGUGCUGGAACUUUGUCUAGUGAUCGCUAUGAAACAUCACUCGGAAAUCUAUGACAGAGAUCCGUUCAACUUUGAAAUGAUACUCACGCGAUACAACAAGUUUGCGAAUUCGAGCACUACAAUGCAAGGGAUUGAACGGAGUGUAGUCUUGAAGGCUUACGAGCACGUGAAAAAUUUGGAGUUGAUAGCUCCGAUCAGCCAUGCUACUUCCAAGGUGCAGAAAGAAUACCAACUACACCGGUUACUGUUGACAUACGGGCAGAUUUCCCAGGCAGUUUUGAAAUCGCAAAAUCUCCCAACUGAAAUUUGUCAGUGGGCACAAAGUUCAUUAGUAUGAAGAAGUAAUGUAAGUAAAAUAUUUGUUAGUUAAGGUUGUUGUCUUAAAUUAUUUCAUCUAUAAAUGAAGAAUAUGGCACAUCAUUACAUUGUUAUUGUAACGUUAUUUUUAAAAGAGACCUUGCACUACGAUUUAAGAGAAUUUGAGUUCUAGCGGAACAUGAAUCAAAUAAAAAUUGCAACGUUCGAGUCAAUAGCAGAACAAACUUCUUAUAUAAAAAAUAUUUUUACUGAUCAAAAAGAAAUAUUCCAAUAGUUUAUACUCUCUUUCGUGAUGUUCCUUCAUGUGUUUGGAUGAAAUACUUGUAAUGGUUUGGGCUUUAAGAAAAAUAUGGUAUUCAAAAGAAAUCGGCCGAAAGGAACCAAAGUUAUUGAUAAAAAACUGUUUUUUCAUGUUUCUCCUGAACAAAAUGUCUCAAAAUCUCAUACAAACUUCAGGCACAGAUAAAAAUAAAAGUAAAAAAAUAAAUGUA